Molecule: messenger RNA, 1480 nt
Organism: Hyaloscypha bicolor E
Lineage: Eukaryota; Fungi; Ascomycota; Leotiomycetes; Helotiales; Hyaloscyphaceae
Product: NAD(P)-binding protein
Exons: 1
Coding region: 366-1412 (348 amino acids)
Molecular function (GO): oxidoreductase activity, acting on the CH-OH group of donors, NAD or NADP as acceptor
Source: RefSeq, a predicted model, not a curated record
GCCUUCCAUGAUGUCAUCGGCUGCUUUUACUCAGCAGUUGCACGGCUAUAAGCCAUGUUCUUUGUACGAAUCCGGGAAUUUUCAACAUCACUCAAUAGACUGAAACGGAUGGACUGUGAAGGAAGACGCAGAACGAUUGGAAAUUGGGGCAGUACUGGAGUGCCGUAUCAUUAUCGACAUCUUGUACAACGGGGACGAAGAUUUAUAUAAGAAAGUGAUUGAGCCUGCGGCAAGUAAUCUUUUCAUCAGCUCAGUCACCAGUUCAAUCUCAUAUAUAAUCGAAGAAAACCACCCAGAACCAUCAAAGCUCAAUUUUAGACAUCACUUCCUCUAAAACAAAUACCAAUCUCACUCACCACAAUUCAAUGGCAGGAGAACUCGUUCUUGUUACAGGCGGCACUGGCUUCAUCGGCAUCAAGGUGAUCCAGCUCGCUCUGAAGGCAGGCUAUUCAGUACGCGCCGCCGUUCGAUCCCAACAGAAAGCAGAUGCCGUUCUCGAGACACCGACAGUCAAGUCAAUCAAGCCUGGGUCUAGACUCACUUUCACCAUCGUGCCCGACAUUUUGGCCGAAAAUGCGUAUGACGAAGCAGCUAAUGGUGUGAGGUACAUCAUACACGUAGCCUCUCCAGUCAUCAAGGGCGAAGGCUUCCCUCCUGAACAGUGGGAGUCUGCUAUCGUCGAGCCAGCAAUCAAAGGCACGAGUUCCAUCUUGGAGGCCGCCUACAAGACCGAGGGCAUCAAGCGUAUCGUUAUCACCUCGUCGGAAGUCGCCAUUAUCCCUUGGGAAGAAUUCAUCGCUAAGGAAGUCGAUACUGUCUUCGACGACAAAUACGAAAUCCCCUUCCCAGCAGGACCGUAUUCUCACAUCUUCGAGGCUUAUGCUGCAAGCAAAGUCCGCGCUUUGGUGUUCACCAAGCAGUUUAUCAAGGAGAAGAAGCCAGAAUGGGACGUGAUCAAUAUCAUGCCCUCCUUCGUGAUCGGGGAGAAUGAGAUGAUUACCGAUCCGAAGUUGGUCUCCGAUGGCACAGUCUCGGCCGCUUUUGCCCAAGUCCUCGGAGAAGACAGUGGAUGGGGAAACGUGCCUAGCACAAGCGUCCACGUCGCUGACGUUGCGAGACUGCAUGUCGAAGCUUUGAAUGCCAAGAUUGAAGGCAAUCAGAGUUUCCUGGCUGUCUCCGAGGGAGAGCGAGGAACGAGAUGGGAGGAGGCGGUCGAUAUCGUUAACCGCAACUUUCCUGAGGCUGUGAAGAAGGGCAUCUUUCCCAACAAUGGGACGGCUAGAACAAAGAGGACAAAGGUCGAUGCUAGUCGGACUGAGAAGGUCUUUGGUUUCAAGUUCCAGAGUUAUGAGGAGCAGGUCAAGAGCGUUGCCAAGCAGUACCUUUCACUGGUCGGUGCGCCAGAAGCCUGAGCAGGAAAUGGAAGGUAGGUUUGGAGCAGCAGGAGCAAUAGCAAAAUUUUGGAGCAAAUCCAUCUUGC